AUGGCGGACCUGGAAACCCCGGACGCCUCCAAAGAAGUGGCCGCACGGCGCAAAACCGCGGCCCAGAAGGACCACAAUCGUAUGUUCCGACAACAGCAAAUCAGCUCGUACAAGGCUGCCAUGCUGAAAGAGGCACGGGCGCAGCGAAGCCGGCGCCGGCACGGCAAGGGGCCCGAAAACACGGCCAAACUCGCGGCGGUCCUGGAGCCGCUUGAAGGCUCUCCGAAAAAACGGAAGAAAGUCAACUUCAACCUACAGGCCCCGGGCCGGGAAAUGGCCCUGGUGCUGCAGAAGCGAGGGGCGAAGUAG
This is a messenger RNA of Metschnikowia bicuspidata var. bicuspidata NRRL YB-4993, 309 nucleotides long. RefSeq lists its product as uncharacterized. The coding region runs from base 1 to 309 and encodes 102 amino acids. Lineage: Eukaryota; Fungi; Ascomycota; Pichiomycetes; Serinales; Metschnikowiaceae. The record is from RefSeq and is a predicted model, not a curated record. The transcript has a single exon.